UAGACGAAAAUUGAAAAUGGUGCCCCUAUUUUUCAAGAUCGUAAAGGAAAAUUUUACAUACAUUCAAAUCAAUAUACAAUGACAUAAUCAAAAACACUGUUUUAAGAUUAACACAGUAAAUUCAAAUACAAAUAAAUAUAUAAAUUAGUAUAUACUACACAUGUAAAGAUUUUUUGGUGCCCCUGGGACAGUGGUGCCCUAGGCGGCCGCCUUGGUCGCCUUACCCAAGGGCCGGCCCUGCAAAUUACAUAAUCCGCAUAUCCUGCACGUCACGUGACGAGGCAUGUGCAUUUGUUAUCUCCGUUAUCGUCUUCCCGCUUGUCAUCGUUUUAAAAUCGACCUCAUUUGCAUACAUACACACCUAUACAUACAUUUAUACACACACUUCUCUCAGUAAUAAUGGAACCCGAUCUGCCGCUGCUCGAGAUCUCUGGCGAAGACGAUUCUCUAAUUCAACAAACUCCUACUUCCCUAAACGACGCCGUUAAAGUCGCCGACUCUUUCUUCUCACUCUCGCCGAUGCAACUCCCGAUAUCUCCGAUUAAACAGAGCAUGGAAAACAAUGUGGCUCCAAAGAGACCAAGUUGUUUAUCUCCAAAAGCCAUCAACAAAGAGAAUAUGAAUUUUAACAAGGCAGAGGGCCCAAAACUUACUCCUCAUCAAAUGAAAAGGAGAAAAAGAGGUUACAAUCUACGAAAAAGCUUAGCUUGGGACAAAGCCUUUUUUACUGAAGAAGGUGUUUUGGAUCCUGAUGAACUAUCAAUGAUUAGUGGGACAUAUGGUAACUCAUGUGGAGAGGCAUUGUCUGCUAUUAGUGAAGAAAGAACAAAGUCACCCUACAGUAGUUCCAAGUACAGAUUUGUUUCUGAAAAUUUGCAGGCAUCCUCAGCAAAUAAGAAUAUAAACAAUGGUGCUAUGUUGCUUCCUCGACGUAAUUUAGUAGCUGCUGAGUCUAAGGUAACAGAGGAAGUUUGUUCAAAUAGUAGUAGCUGUAAUAGAAGUGGGAUUAAGACUGGUAGAUGUCCAAGACCUUUGCCGCCAUCUACUCUAAAGAGACCUGCACAUGUGCAUAAUACCAAAUCUGCAAAGAAGGAUUCACAUCUUCCUAAAAUUCCAGAUUACAAGUCUGGUCUUCAUUCACUUCCAAGAACUUCUAAGAUCAGCAUGCUUGGGACAAGCCAGUUGAAGCAUAAUCCAACAGUAAUCACUCACAAGAAUUUGUCUCUUGAAGGCUCCUGUAAAAUAGUCAAAAGUACUCAAAAUAAAGAAAAAUCUGUUUCCAAGUGUACACAGUUACCCUCCAAAGCUUCAGUUCAACCUUCUAAAGAGAAUAUGGUGAACACAUCAUCGGAAGUUAAUGUACUCACCAAUGCACAAACUUCACAUUCUAGAAAACUUACUAGGAUUUCAGAGCCAAAUCAGAAUACAGUUAUUCCUUCUAGUACAUUACUUUCAGGUGAAGGUCUGAACAGACCAAAGGAAGUUGCAGGUUUGCUUCCUCAGAGAACUUCUAUUACCGUAGGGAACGAGUCUCAGCUUCAGAAAAUGAAACCAUCAGGUUUGAGAAUGCCGUCGCCAUCAUUAGGCUAUUUUGGUCAGAAUAAUACUCAACCUAGCAAUAUUCCGAAGUGUACUGCAAUUGGUUCCCGAAAAUUCGUUCGCGACUUUAGGGCGCCACAUGCACCAAGUAACAAAUCUAUGGACAUUCCAGAAAAUUCAGUAAGUGCGCAAUGCUCGGAACUUGGUCCUUCUAAAGCUGCUAUGCACAAAGCAAUCAAGUCAGAUUUAAUGGUCAGUAAUAUGAAGAAUGUUAACAUAACACUCGUGCCGGAUAAAAGUUCUGAAUCUAAAAGGUCUAAGCCUGACAUGCAUGGUGAUUUUGUUACUGAAGAAACUGUUGGCAGACAUGGGAAACAGAAAUAUAUUAAUGAUAUUACUGAUCUGUUGGAUACCAAUAUACAGAUCACAAAUAAUCUAAAGGUCUUAAAAAGUGGAACCUGUGAGAAGUCACGAGAAGAUAACCAUGGAAGAAGAAUUUCUACACAUGGUAACUUUACUUUGACUUCUGAGCAAUUUGGAGAAGAAUCAAACCUGUCUAGUUUAGACACUAUGUUUGAUCCGUGCUUUAUGAAUAGUGUAGAGGCCUACAGAAAGGACAAGGAUGCAAGUACAUCAACCAGAAAACAAGCUGAAAGGGGUACAGAACCUAAUUGUACAAAAAUAACUCAGCAUAAUCCUGUUCCCUUCUGCAAUGAUUGGUUGGCUUCUGUUGAUGGUGCCAAUGAGGAGCAUGAUGAACCCUUUAUGCAACUACCGGAACCAGUAAAACUUUUUGCAUGUGAUGCUAAUCAAGGCUCUUAUGUGGAAAUUCACUCACUUGGUUGUGAUAUCUCAAAAGAUACAAGUAGCAAUAUGGAAGAUAAUGAUGUAAAAGCUCUAUCUUCCUGUGGAACUGAGCGGAAAAGCAAUGAAUUUCUGUGUAAAAGCAAACACUCUGGGCAGGAGAAUGAAGCUACUACUAUUGUUCAUCAACUAUCUGAUAGUACAGAUCUGACAGGACAACUACAGGACCACAACGAUAUAGAGAGGAAAUCUAGUAUUUUAAUGGAUAAUUUAGAGCUUCAAAGUCCUUGCCUUAGAGUGGAAUGCUACCAGUUUAACUCUCAAUUUUAUUCUAAAGAAUUCCGAGGUGAAAAGGUCAAUACAAGUGAUGAGUUUGUCAUUCAAGAAAGAAGCAGGGGUAGUAAAAGUGAAAGAAAUUGUUCUGAGGUCAUUUUUGCCCUAUCACCAGCCCAAAAUCAAGAUGCUGAAUUUGAUAUAACUCUAUUAACUGAGCAACCUUCUUUAAAGGCACAAUUUGAUCUUGUAGAGGUUAGUCCGGCAGUUGACAUUCAAAACUGCUCCACUGAUACACAAUUCAGGCAUGAAGUUUUGCCCUCUGAUAACACUACUUCCUUAAAUGCGCACAAGCCUUUUUUAGGUGAAGUAUGUGGCUCACUGGUCCAAUGCGAUCAGGCUUUAAAACAUGAAAGCGACGAAAGUGUUGCACAUAGCUCUAGAGAUAAUGCUAUCAUGGAGUGUGUUGCAGAUGAAUCUUGGUUAGACAGUACUGGAGAGGGCAAAACUGUUGAUGUUUCGCAAAACGAUUACUCUGGCAGAAUUGUAGAGGAAAGUUUGAUGUUACGAACUUCAAAUAAUUCUGAAUUUGCAAACUUGGAGUCGGCACAUGAAGAUACAAAUGGAAUAGAUAAUCUGAGCAGCAAGUCUUGUAUUCAAAUAUCACAUGGGCAACAUAUGAACAUUAUUGCAACAAGUGAGCAAUUUGAAGAGGAACAAAACCUAUCUACUUCAGGCAUUGUAUCUGAUAAGUGUUCUGGGAACAGUGACAAUACCUACGUGAAUGACAGUGAUGCAACUUUAUCAAUGAAGCAUUCUGAAAGUGGGAGAAAAUGUAAUAGUUUGAUAGUACCACAACCAGAUGCUGUUCCGUUCUCUGAUGAAUGGUUGGCUGCUAUUGAAGCUGCUGGCGAGGAUAUAUUGACAAAGAAAAGCGGUGCUGUACAAAAUUCACCUACCGACAAAUCCCUUCCAGAACCAAGUCCAUGGUCUCCGGUGAAACGAAAGAUCAAUGAGAUUGGACCUUUUGAUUGUACAAAAUGCAUCAACACCCAGCCUGCGGAUUUGUAGCAAGCUAACUCUGUAUGAGUCAGGUUUUGUUCUUCACUUGGCAAUUAGCACUGAUAUAAAAUGAGAACCCGGUUAGUCUAGCCGUGUCUUCUUUGGAAAUGUAUGUAUGUAUAUGAACACGCUUAUGUUCAGUUAGUUUUAUCUUGUUCACAUCAAAAAGUUAGAAGUUCUUUGACAAGCCUUAUUGAUGAUCCUGAAUUAUAGUCCAUAACAAGCCUCACUCACGUUAGUAACGUACUAACCUGAGUGACUACAUGAAACCAUGAAAUGAUCUGUGGGCAAUGCAUUGCUAUUCAAUUUUAUAGCUUAUAUUUUCAUCU
This is a messenger RNA of Daucus carota subsp. sativus, 4007 nucleotides long. RefSeq lists its product as uncharacterized. The record is from RefSeq and is a predicted model, not a curated record. The transcript has 13 exons. Lineage: Eukaryota; Viridiplantae; Streptophyta; Magnoliopsida; Apiales; Apiaceae. The coding region runs from base 400 to 3687 and encodes 1095 amino acids. Gene Ontology annotation, molecular function: microtubule binding.